AUGCCUCAGCCAUCACGCCCAGCCCUCACAUCUGGCGCAGUCGACGCCCGAGCCUUUGUGCAGCCACUCAGCCACCCGGCUCGGCGCAACGCCUUGCCGGGAAUUGUGUGGCAGAAUCUCGACCCGGUGACCAUGUCGCGCCUCGGCGUCGACCUCAUACGCGAAGAAUUGGCCCGUCGACAGCUGGACAUCACAGGUUCGAAAGAGGAGCUCUUUCAGCGUUUGCAAGCCGACAUUCAGCAGCAGCGUGAAGCUACCCCGUCGGUUGAAACGAAUGACUCCGCCUCGACCGCUGCGGCGCCUUUAACGCUGGACCCAGCCACUCUACAGAGCCUCGCCAUGCUGUUCCAGCAGCUACCUCGCCCUGCAACAACGGUGACGACACUACCAGACCUGUCAUCGUCCAUUCCGCAGUUUGCUGGUUUGCACAGCCACAGUGUCAAUACAUGGCUUGACGACGUGCGACGAGUACAGCAGCUCGCCUCGUGGGACGACGCCACCACACGCCUGAUCGCAGCUAGCAAGCUGAAAGGCACGGCGCGAGACUGGCAUCUCGCGUUCGGCAACCAGUACAGCACCUGGGCCACGUGGAGUGCCGCCCUGAAAGACACAUUUUGUACAGAAUUGUCCCUCAUCGAGUGGCAAGAGCAGGUCAUGAGGGUAACCCAGGCCCCGUCCGAAAGCUUGCACCAAUAUGCCUUUGCCAAGUUGAAGAUCAUUGAGCGUUGCCCCGUUCACCUCUCGGAGGCCCAAAAGAUUGACUACCUGCUGCAUGGUUUACGGGAACAACACAUCAUCGCCGCCAUAGCAGCCAACCGGCCGCCCACGGUAGCUGAGUUUAUUUCUACCUGCACUAGCCUCGACAAGAGUGCGCAACAUCUGCACGCCAAAGCAAGCCCGUCACCAUUGGCCGGUUCUGUGUUGCCGCCGACGCAACCCUUUCGUGCCGCUAAGCCCGCAGAGCGACAGCAGCCUCGCUCAGAACAAUCGACACCACAGUCCUCCCGAGGGGCCACACCAAAAGCGCGCAUUUCAGAGCUGCCCACCGAGCAACAAGAAGCUACUUAUGCAGCUAUUUCGGCACAGUACGGCGCUCCAGCUUUUCGUAGUGGUCAAGACCUGUCUCAAGCUGUCUGCUACCAAUGUCAUGCCUUGGGUCAUCUGGCAUCCAAGUGUCCUACGCGCACCAGCCGCUUAUCAUCAUCAGCGCCUCCAACCAUGCCAAAGACACAGCAGCCUCCAGCACUGCACAGUGCACCCGUUACACUUGACGGCUCACAGCAGCAAUGCGCCUUCUUCAACGCAACUCUCAGUGGAGUCGGUGAAUGUGAAGCGUUUCCUGACUCUGGGUCCAAGGUGACAUUAAUCUCUAAAGCUCGUGUGCCUGCAAGCAUGAUCAUCCCAUGGACCGAGCCUCCACUCGUGGUGGUAGGAGGAAGCACAGUGCUACCUGUUGGUGCUGCAUUUUUGAAGAUAUCCAUUGGCCCAGCCACAGGAGUUGUUGAAGCUGCUGUUUUGGAAGAUAAUGUACUUCCCCUCAUUAUAGGCCCAGUUCCAAAGACUGCCUACAACGCCAACUACGCCCAAGACCACUACGCCAACGUCCGCGACACCAAAGCCCACCAUGCCAAUGCCCACGACACCAAAGCCCACCACGCCAACGCCCACGACACCAAAGCCCACCACGCCAACCCCCACCACGCAAACGCCGACCACGCCAACGCCCGCGACACCAAUUCCCACCACGCCAACUACCACUACGCCAAAGCCCACAACGCCAUCGCCAACUACAACAAAGCCCACCACGCCAAAGACAACCACGCCAGCGCCCACCACACCGAAGCCCACAACGCCAACACAAACUACGCCAAAGCCCACUACGACAAUUGCCACGACGCCGACACCCACUACUACCACGCCAACAACAACGCAAGGCACGACUGCUAG
Rhipicephalus sanguineus (brown dog tick) is the source of this 1947-nucleotide messenger RNA. RefSeq lists its product as uncharacterized. The record is from RefSeq and is a predicted model, not a curated record. Gene Ontology annotation, molecular function: nucleic acid binding; zinc ion binding. The transcript is spliced from 3 exons. Bases 1 to 1947 code for a protein of 648 amino acids. Lineage: Eukaryota; Metazoa; Arthropoda; Arachnida; Ixodida; Ixodidae.